AAGGGCGGUGACCACGCUCGAGGGACACCUCGGAGCCCUUGGGCCGGACAGAGCCACGUUGGGAGCAGCUGUGGGCGCGGGGCCUCCAAGAUGAGGCCGGCGCUCACCCUGUGCCUCCUCUGGCAGGCGUUCUGGCCCCGACCCGGCCUUGGCGAGCACCCCACCGCCGAUCGCGCGGGCUGCUCUGCCUCGGGGGCCUGCUACAGCCUGCACCACGCGAGCAUCAAGCGCCUGGCGGCCGAGGAGGCCUGCAACCUGCGCGGCGGGGAGCUCAGCACGGUGCGCGGGGGCGCUGAGCUCCGCGAGGUGUUCACUCUCCUGCGGGCAGGCCCGGGGCCCGGAGGGGGCUCCAAAGACCUUCUGUUUUGGGUGGCGCUGGAGCGUGGGCGAUCCCAGUGCACCCUGGAGAGCGAGCCGUUGCGGGGUUUCUCCUGGGUGCCCCCCGACGUCCACGUCGACGGGUUGGAAAACGAAACGCUGCCCUGGGUGCAGGAGCCCCAGCGCUCUUGCGUUGCGCGGAACUGCGCGGCGCUCCAGGCCGCCGAGGGCGUGGAGCCCGGGGGCUGGAAGGAGAUGCGCUGCCACUGGCGCGCCCACGGCUACCUGUGCAAGUACCAGUUCGAGGGCUUGUGCCCCGCGCCGCGCCCCGGGGCCGCCUCUGACUUGAGCUACCGCGCGCCCUUCCAGCUGCACAGCGCGGCGCUGGACUUCAGUCCCCCGGGAACCGAGGUGAGUGCGCACUGCCCGGGGCAGCAAUCCAUCACGGCCACCUGCAUCGUAGACGGGGUCGGCGCUCGCUGGGACGGGAUACCCUCCGGGGCUGUGCUCUGUCCCUGCCCCGGGAGGUACCUCCGCGCAGGCAAAUGCGCAGAGCUCUCUAACUGCCUGGACGACCUGGAAGGCUUUGUCUGCGAGUGUGCUGCGGGCUUCGUGCUGGGGGAAGACGGACGCUCUUGUGUAACCUACGGAGAAGGACAGCCGGACCCGGGGGGAGCCAAGGGGCCCACCAGGCACUCCCUGGCCACUGCAGCCAGCCCCAUGCCGAGGAGAACAUGGUCACCCAGCGUCCCUGAAAAACCAGGAGAGAUGCCCCAUGUCCCUGGACAAGGCAGUUCAGCAACAUCUAUUUCUGAGAUUCCUGGGUGGGGGGCAAAGAACACGAAGCCCACCCUGCAGAUGUCCCCUCAAGCCAACUCAAAGGCUACCAUCACUUCUUCAGGAAGCGUGAUUCCCACGUCUAAUGUCACGGCUUCCUCUAACAUGCCCAAGGCUCUGGACUCCUCCUCCACCAUCGUCUUCAUACUUGUGAGCAUAGCAGUGGUAGUGUUGGUGAUCUUGACCAUGACGGUGCUGGGGCUUUUCAAACUCUGCUUUCACAAAAGCCCUUCCUCUAGGCCAGAAAAGGGGCCUUUGACCCCUCCUGGGGUGGAGAGUGGUGCGCAGGCUACUGCUCUGAGCUCCAAUUCUGUACAGGGCGCAACAAUGGGGUGAAGUCGCAGGCUGAGGGACCGAGCAGAUGGCGCCUCACUGUUUGGGACCUCUUUUGACUCUAAAGUCACAUAGUGGAAGGGGACAUGAGCACUUCUUGUGAGUAGUUUUUCACUCUCAAUGAAAAGGGGAACGGAGAAGAGAGGCUUAUCUGUGGAACUGAUGAUUUCUGCAGAAGUUCCCUUCCCCUUAUUCCCUCUACCCCACGGAGGAGCUACAUCCAAACUGGAUACUCCAUUUCUAAUACGGAAGAGGUGGGAGUGCCUUAGGCGGUACUGAGCCCAGGAUUCUACCCGGGAGAGGGCUUUUCCUGUGGAUUUGAAGAAGUGAUUGAACUUUUUAAGAUAUUGAAAGCAUAUAGAAAACAAUACAAUAUUUUACAUUUUAUUUUUUACCACGAUGGAAAUAAAAACUCUGUUCAGACUGGGAAUAUAUUGAUUUAAAAAUCCCAGGCAAAAAAAGUAAAAAUAAAGGAUUGUUGAUAACCCAGACUCAAAUGUCAUUGGUUUCCUGGAGGAGUAAUUAUUUAGGAAGAGCAGCUGAGGAGCACGCUGGACAUGGCAGCAAGAGUACAUCCUGCCUGUAGGUUGAGGGGGGAAAUGUUAAGAACUAGUAACUUCUUCCUUGUUUUCUUUCUUUAAUAUAUUUUGCUUUCAAAGUUACUGCUAUGUGUGUGCUCUGCUAGAAAGCUAAACUGCAGUAUUGCCAAAUCCGCUGGCUCUAGAAGCAAAUUAUAGUUGACCGUGCAUUCAAGUGUUUACUGUGUGUCCUUGCUCAAGGAAGCAAAUGGUUUGUUUUGCUCUCCCAAUGUUUGUGCUCUCCAGUGUAAUGACCUUCCCAACCAAAGAGCCCUUGCUUCCAAUUAUAGCAAUGUUAAUUUUCAAUGAAACAUUAAUGCUAAGUAUUGAUUUGAAAUCUUCUGGGUGCAUUAAAGCAAAAGUAAGCUGGAUUUCCUCCAAAGUUGCAAUGUUUAAUCCAUGGAAAAACUUGAAUUCCAGACCAUUUCCUCCCCUGCUUAAUAAAAGCAUGUGUAUUAACCAUA
This is a messenger RNA of Myotis davidii, 2530 nucleotides long. It is a transcript of the gene CLEC14A, whose product is annotated as C-type lectin domain family 14 member A. The transcript has a single exon. Gene Ontology annotation, biological process: cell migration. The record is from RefSeq and is a predicted model, not a curated record. NCBI's taxonomy places the organism in Eukaryota, Metazoa, Chordata, Mammalia, Chiroptera, Vespertilionidae. Gene Ontology annotation, cellular component: external side of plasma membrane; extracellular matrix. Gene Ontology annotation, molecular function: extracellular matrix protein binding; extracellular matrix binding. The coding region runs from base 91 to 1491 and encodes 466 amino acids.